AUGUCAACGCCCAACCCCCAACAAAAAUGGCGCUCCGUAGACCCAAGUGCAUGGGUAGAUCCCAAUUCCAGACCUCCACGCCCGGUCCGACAACCCGCGCCGCGGACUAUCAAGGGGGUUGAGGAUAUUCGGCAGACGAAGGAGUAUAAGACUGCUGCGCGGAGGUGGACAUCGGCUAUUGUUGGGUUGCCGAUUGUUAUGUAUACUUCUUGGAUCCUUUAUGAGAGGAUCUAUGGCAAUAAGAGUGCCAAGCGUCUUGUUCCUCUGGAAAAGAAGGAGUAA
Messenger RNA from Penicillium canescens, 282 nucleotides. RefSeq lists its product as uncharacterized. Bases 1 to 282 code for a protein of 93 amino acids. The record is from RefSeq and is a predicted model, not a curated record. NCBI's taxonomy places the organism in Eukaryota, Fungi, Ascomycota, Eurotiomycetes, Eurotiales, Aspergillaceae. The transcript is spliced from 3 exons.